Triticum aestivum (bread wheat) is the source of this 1614-nucleotide messenger RNA. RefSeq names its product peptide chain release factor 1, mitochondrial. The record is from RefSeq and is a predicted model, not a curated record. Gene Ontology annotation, biological process: translational termination. Lineage: Eukaryota; Viridiplantae; Streptophyta; Magnoliopsida; Poales; Poaceae. The coding region runs from base 72 to 1418 and encodes 448 amino acids. Gene Ontology annotation, molecular function: translation release factor activity, codon specific. The transcript has 10 exons.
AUUAUAAGUCUAAACCCCCGGAAAAGGCCGAGAAAGAAAAGGCAGGCAGCAUUAGGUUCCCAGCCACCUCGAUGCAGCACCAAAUACGGCGAUGCGGCGCCGUCGCCUUCGCCGCGCUCCGGCGGGUCCGCCAGUUCCCUCAUCCCACCGUCGCCGCCGCUGCACCUCCUACUGCGGCGUGGAGAUGCCCUUACACUCCCCGCCUCUACUCCACCGCCGACAUGAGCCACCAGCUGCCUGCAAACCUGGUACAGAUCAUGGAGCAGAGAAUGAAAUUGAUAGAGCAGAAGAGUGCAUACCUCCAGGAGCAAAUCAACCAGCCGGCUGCCUCACCGGAGGAAUACUCGAGGGCUAACAAGGAGUUCCACAAGCUGGAGAGCACCAUGGAAUUGAUCAAGGAGCUACGGUCAAAGCAGAAGGAAAUUGAGGGAUUGACAUCCUUGGUGACAAACUCCGUUGAAGAGAAAGACAUGCGUGAAAUGGCAGCCGAGGAGCUCCUUGAGGCUGUUGAGGAGGAGAAACGACUGCAGCAUGAGUUGUUCAGAACUUUGCUUCCGAAAGAUGAAGCUGAUGAGAGGGACUGUAUAUUGGAGGUGCGAGCAGGAACUGGAGGAGAAGAAGCGUCUUUGUUUGCUAUGGAUAUAUUCAAAAUGUCGGGUGGAUGUUCAUGUUUCGCCGGAUCAAAUGUCUGUUGUGACCCUUGGUCUGUCUUAUCAACUAACUUCAUUCUUCUAUGUUAUAGGUAUGAGAAGUAUUCCCAAAAUAAUGGGUGGAAAUUUGAUACUAUUGACAUAAUGGAGUCUGCUGUAAAAGGAUACAAGGAAGCUAGUGGGACCAUUUCAGGUUCUGGGGUUUACGGGAAACUUAAAUUUGAGAGUGGUAUUCAUAGAGUUCAGCGAGUGCCAGUAACUGAGAAAUCUGGACGUGUACACACUAGUGCUGUAUCAGUCGCUGUUCUUCCUCAAGCGGAUGAGGUUGAUGUCCAACUGCGUAAUGAGGAUUUGAGAAUUGAUACCUACAGAUCAGGUGGCUCUGGAGGCCAGUCUGUCAAUACGACUGAUAGUGCUGUUAGGAUAACUCAUCUUCCAACUGGAACAGUGGUUGCAAUACAAGAUGAGAGAUCACAGCAUCAGAACAAGGCCAAGGCUCUCAAAGUUCUCCGGGCAAGACUAUAUGAAUUGGAAAGGCAUAGGCUCCAUGCAGACCGGUCGAAGCUCCGAUCAGAGCAGAUUGGAAGUGGUGACAGGUCUGAACGCAUCCGGACAUACAACUUCCCACAAGGGCGUGUCACCGACCACCGUGUCGGGGUCACGCACCACUCCAUAGUGGACGUCAUGGAGGGAGAGAGCCUGGACGUCUUCAUCGAAGCACUGCUGCUGCAAGAAGAGAUGGAUGCAAUUGCUUCGUUUGCUUCUUGAGCCCUAAUUUUUGUGGAUUUCUUCCUGGAGCGACAAACCACAUCAUAAACACACAGAACACUGAACCAACAAAGAGAAAAAACUUUAGGAUUCACACAGUGUAUUGUUCGGCUGUUCUGAGUUGUCAUGUUUAUCUGAUACUUGCUAUCUCGGGUUAUGGUCUUACGAUCAUUUGCUGUCUUUCGUUGUUUUGUGA